UUCAAAAAUUUUUACUUUCAAACCGCAAUUCCGAUUCUCUUUCACAGUCUCAUCCAUCACUAUUUUAUUUCACGCAAUAUCUUCCAGCAAUAAUCCCACGCCCUUCGAUGCCCUUCUCCAAUCAUAAAACCAAUACAUAUCGAUCUUCUUCAACUAACCAAAAGGAUCCCCAUCGGACAUCACGAAAGUCGGAAACAAAUGAUGCAAUCUAGUAGCAGUUCGUCAGCCUCGAAACAAUUCAUUGGGCAUAAUCGUUUUGAGAAUUUCAGAACAGGCAAAAAAACAGUCCUGUGGAAGACAAAUUCGAACGGGCAGCAGCCAGAAAAGAGACAGACAGUCACGCACGCAGAUGUGUCGCGCCACCCUGAAACCGAUGAGGUUGAGGCAAGUGCACAGAGAUGCACAAGUGCCGGAGGAACUUUUCUUCUUCUUCUCCUCCUCCUCCUAUUCCUUUUCUUCUUCUUUUUCUUCUUCUUCUUCUUCUUCUUUGGCUCACGAAGGAAACGAAGCGCAGCCACGCGAGUGGGCGGCGCGUACCCUUCUCGAAGGCUUCUUUCCUUGCUUCUUAAACAAGGGUGGAGGGGAUCCUCCGUAUCGUCCGCUGGAACAUGUCUUGUCCUGGCUGAUACUCGUCGUAGAGACGUGGGAACGGAUAUAGCCGAGCUAUCUUCGGGGUUAAAGAAUUUCGUCUCGACCCGGCCACCCUGUCACUGCUUGACUUCUUCCUCGUCGCGAUCAAGAUCGCGUCAGCGCGCGUGACACGCGGACCUUGACAAGUGAUAAGCUUAUCACGUUGGAGCAGUCAUUGACGAUCUGCGAGAAGAAGAGAUUUUCUGCGACACGCAGUCGAUAUCCGGUGGAGUUUGUUUGGGGAGUUUGAUCGGUCAAGCGGAUCUUGUAAGUGGACAGUGAGAGACAGUGAGGAAGUUUCGUUAGGUGGAAGUUGAUUUUUCCCUGCGGCAUGGUGAUUUUGUCGGUCAGUUGGCUGUAUCAAGAUGCACCUGGAGGAUUACCACGUGAGCAGAAGCGAGGAAGAUGUCCAGCGAGCAGUUUCCAAAAGCAUUAAACAGGAGGGUUUCAACAGCUUGCACCUAACGCCCAUUACAACCAUUAACACCAGCAGUCAACCGUGUUGGGUCACUUCUCACACAGACAGCGUUUCCUCUCCCGUUUUACCCAACAACUCCAGUCCCAGAGAAUUCACAGACUGGGAACAACUCACGACCGUCUUCCAGUAUCCUUGUCAACCGUACACGUCCACGGACAGGUCACCAGGAAGCACAGGCAGCGAAGCUACCACGCCAACCUGGAACAAUGUUAUUCACAGCGAGUCGUCGGACUGUUCCAACGGUCAAAGACUGCCGUCCGUUGGUUCUGCUUUCUCGUUCUCAAGGAACUUUUGCAAUACGGUCUAUCCAGAGUAUCAAGACUAUCAAGACUAUCAAGAAUAUCAGGACGACGUAUCAGUGUCUUUGCCCUUUAUCCUUCACAAUCAGACGGAGGACCAAGGACUCGACGGUUCCAUGCAGGCAGCCACGGAUGAGUUUGAUCUUAGUUUAAUCAGAGGCGAUCCUACGUCGUUAUUGUGCAACGUGGAGUCUCCUCCUUCGCCGUCGUCUACGUAUCUGCAAGAGCUUCAAGAUCCAUUUUCUAAUUUGAAUGGAUCUUGCUACGCGGUUGGACACUUGGUCUCUGGACAGCAAUCCUCCGUCUCCACGACCUCCAACUUUGUCAAUGACAAUAGCGGAUUGAACGAUGGAUUUGGGAAUCAGGUUGUUCUGCCCAGGAACGAAGGAUUAUUGCUAACUGAUAGAAGAGUGCCUGCGAGUGAUACGGAAAAACGAAGCACAUCGUUUGACUGUUCGACAGCAGAAGACAACCUGACAUCGACGUAUCAGUGUCGAUGGAUAGAUUGUGGUUGUGCUUUCGCCGAGCAAGAGGGAUUGGUUCGGCAUAUUGAGAGAAGACACGUCGAGUCUUCGUCGUCCAACGCGCACGGACACGGAAGACGGGUUCAAAGGGACCGGGACAAGGACAAAGACAAAGAGGGAGAGGUUGGUUCCGGAAGCGGACAGGAUGAAUUCGCUUGUCUUUGGCAGGGUUGUCCGCGUGCUCGGCCUUUUAACGCCAGAUACAAGCUGUUGAUCCAUAUGAGAGUCCACAGCGGCGAAAAACCAAACAAGUGUCCGUUCACUGGAUGCAAGAAGGCGUUUUCACGAUUGGAAAACCUGAAGAUCCACCAGAGAUCUCAUACGGGAGAAAGACCAUACGCUUGCCAGCAUCGUGGUUGUUCCAAAGCGUUCAGUAAUAGCAGCGAUCGUGCAAAACACCAAAGGACUCACUAUGACACCAAACCGUACGCGUGUCAAGUGAGUGGAUGCGGGAAGAGAUACACAGACCCGUCCAGCCUCAGGAAACACGUGAAGAAUCAUUCAGAACCAACGACACCGCUGUCCAACUUGUCAUUGACAUCGGAUAGCAAAGCCCCAUGUAGCAUGACUAACAAUUCGAGCAACUCGCGGCACGAUCCGAUUUCCACGAGUAUGAAGCAGCAGCAACAGCAACAACAAGCGCAAACGGCAAUCGUCUACGACGCGGAAUCAAAUUAUCGAACGUAUAAGACUUCAGAGUCUUACGCGGACGAGGACGCGGAUCUGUUCCAAACGAAUCUGUGUCAGGUCGAUAGGAUUUCCAUGAACCUUGACAGCAAUCAAGAGUUCGUCCCGUUUGAGUCUGUGAAACGCUUUCUCAUCGACGAUGUCGGCGGCACAGGGUACCAGGUUGAGGACGAGGUCCCCGACUUCCAAGAUCUCAGUUCGGACAUUGAGCAACAAUUUCUCGAGUUAAGCAGCCUCGAUGACGCGGUUUUUAUCGACGGUUGAGAAGAACAUUUAAGGGUGGAGGAUUGGAGGAGGCUCCGUUGGCGAACGCCAUAUUUCCAAAGACUUGUUUCCAUUAUAUUUUGUACUCGAUUUUUAUACGCUUUUUCGCUCAGCUAGAUAGAUUUAAUUGAUAGGUAUAUUUUUGUACAUAGCCGAUUUGUAUAUAUUAUCAUUAAAUACAUGGUUUUGAUUAUUAGGGUUCCAUGGUUAUCCUCGAUACAUUCUAUACCUCUUCUUCGUAUGAGAGAUUUCGAGAGAAUUUUUAUCGCUAUCGUAUCAACAAUAAUUUUUAUUCUUUUCUUACAUGCAUAGGUACAUUCAAAUAGGCAAUUUUUUUCACAAAUCGUUGCAUAUCCUUAACGAGAUAACUCACUAUAGUGGUACAUACAAAGUGUUUAUGUAAGACUUUUGUGGAAAGUUUACGGGUUCUUGAGUUUGCAAUUCAAGCCUCGUUCGUUUGGAUUAACUCAUCUUCUAUUACUUGAAUUCAGAGAAUUGACGUUCAAUGACUUUGCUGGUGA
Messenger RNA from Frieseomelitta varia, 3403 nucleotides. RefSeq names its product zinc finger protein GLI2-like. The transcript is spliced from 6 exons. The coding region runs from base 996 to 2882 and encodes 628 amino acids. Gene Ontology annotation, cellular component: nucleus. Gene Ontology annotation, molecular function: RNA polymerase II cis-regulatory region sequence-specific DNA binding; DNA-binding transcription factor activity, RNA polymerase II-specific. NCBI's taxonomy places the organism in Eukaryota, Metazoa, Arthropoda, Insecta, Hymenoptera, Apidae. The record is from RefSeq and is a predicted model, not a curated record. Gene Ontology annotation, biological process: regulation of transcription by RNA polymerase II.